AAUGAGGAAAGAAUAGCACAGACGAUCCCUGUGUGUGAAAAAAGAAUGGCUGCCAGUUUGUCUCUCUUGGAGGAGCACCUCUCUUGUCCCGUUUGCGGUGACAUCUUCAGGAACCCGGUGGUCCUCAAAUGCAGCCACAGCUUCUGUGAGGAGUGUCUGCAGAAAUACUGGAAGGAAAUGGAGAAUCCGCUGUGUCCCGUAUGCAAAAAAGAGUGUUCAUCUGAGGAGCAGAGUUUAAGCCUCGCCUUAAAGAGUCUCUGUGAUUCCUUACAGAACGGGGGUGAAAACAUCAGAUCUGAUAACAACUGCCAGCUGCAUGGGGAGAAACUUAAAAUCUUCUGUUUCGACGAUAAACAGCUCAUCUGUGUUGUCUGCUACACAUCAAAAAAACAUAAAGGUCAUGACUGUUAUCCCGUUGAGGAGGCUGUGCCGGAUUUGAAGAGUGAAAUCCAGGCUGUGGUUUCCACUUUGAAGAACAAACUAGAAAACAAGAACACAGCCAAGAUGUGUCAUCAAAGCUGGGUGGAGCACAUAAAGGGCCAGGCCCAAUUUGCAGAGGAGCAGAUCAGCAGGGAGUUUCAGAAACUCCACCAGUUCCUAGACGAGGAAGAGACGGCCAGGAUAGCUACCCUGAGAGAGGAAGAACGGCAGAAAUCUGAAGUGAUGCAAGAAAAAGCUGAGGCAUUGACCAGAGAGCUCACAACCCUUUCAGAGACGAUUGUAGUUAUAGAUAAGGAAAUGGAUGUUGACAAUAUCACAUUCCUGCAGAACUACAAGGCCAUACUUAACAGAGCCAAUUGCACAUUCCCAGAUACUGAAGAUACUCAGGUAGUGUCAGGAGCACUGAUUGACGUGGCCAAACAUGUGGGAUCUCUCAAGUUCAAAGUCUGGGAGAAGAUGCAUGAGUUUGUUGACUACACUCCUGUGACCAUGGAUCCGAACACAAUGUCCACUAAGUUCACACUCUCUGAUGACCUCACCACUAUGACAUACUGUGACGAGAGGCAGAGUCUCCCAGACAAUCCCGAAAGGUUUCUUAACGUAGGAGUGUUGGGUUCUGAAGGGUACAGUAAAGGCAUCCAUUACUGGGAUGUGGAGGUAGGAGAUAAUGAUAACUGGAUCUUAGGAGUAGCCAAAGAGUCCAUUCCACGCAAGAAGCAAGUCAAAAUGGAGCCUCAGAGUGGAUUGUGGAUCAUCAAACACAUCAGUGGCAAAUACAAAGCAUGUAUAAAAUUGCAUGUCCAGAUCAAAGUAGAUGAGAGCCCACAAGUGAUCCGAGUUCGACUGGACUGUGACAAAGGGGAGGUGACAUUCUGCGACAUCACCAAGAACACGACUCUCUACACCUUCAAAGACAAAAUCACUGAAAAGGUGUUCCCGUACUUUAAUAGUGGAAGUAAGAUUUGCCCACUGCGCCUUUUUGUAGCGGGAAAGGAGAAAACUAGCUAAUUGCCAGGGUCAAGUGAGGACAAACAUGCAAUUAUGUACUUACAUUAGCUGGAAGGUUGUGAAAAUUGUUUGACUAAAACUCAAUGUAAUUAAAAUCAAGACUUUCCUUUAAUAUAUUUUUUAAUUUUUAUUUAUUCGUUAUUUUACCAGGUAAGUUGACUGAGAACACAUUCUCAUUUACAGCAACGACCUGGGGAAUAGUUACAGGGGAGAGGAGGGGGAUGAAUGAGCCAAUUGUAAACUGGGGAUUAUCAGGUGACCGUGAUGGUUUGAGGGCCAGAUUGGGAAUUUAGCCAGGACACCGGGGUUAACACCCCUACUCUUACGAUAAGUGCCAUGGGAUCUUUAAAUGACCGCAGAGAGUCAGGACACCCGUUUAACGUCCCAUCCGAAAGACGGCACCCUACACAGGGUAGUGUAAUCACUGCCCUGGGGCAUUGGGAUAGUUUUUAGACCAGAGGAAAGAAUAAGACACUGCCAUCUCAGAAGGAAUGAACAAGUGUUUUAAGCAGUUGAUACAGUAUAUAUACAAAAAAUGUAAUGUCAGUAAUCAAAAUAAAUGAUAUGUAAGUUUCAAUUGCACCUUCCUAGUCAUUCAAUUAACACAUUCACAUAAAAAGUUUGAAUGUACUGUCAUUAAAGAUAUCAACCACUAGAUGGGGAUAUCCAGCUAUAUAUAUAUAUAUAUAUAUAUAUAUAUAUAUCAUACAAUGACAAUCCAUAUUAGGUUCCAAUGAGAUCCAGGUGGAUGGGUAAAGGGGUCUCACCCUAUAGUACUAUGAAUCUCUGAACUUGGAUUUCAGUUUUUGAUCAGGGCACAGGACCGUUUGUGGGCAGCUACUAGAUGGGUCCAGUGGCGACCCAUCAUUCAGGACAGUUGAGUUUUUUUCGUUUUGUUGCCUGUUUGCAUGUUAUUUUGGCAUUAAUACAGUAUGUGUCAUAUCAGUUUGCAAACAAUGUCAAUUAAAAAUGUCAUACAUUGAGUCAGUAAAGCUGCAUACAAACAUG
This is a messenger RNA of Oncorhynchus nerka (sockeye salmon), 2457 nucleotides long. Its product is annotated as nuclear factor 7, brain-like. Bases 46 to 1449 code for a protein of 467 amino acids. Lineage: Eukaryota; Metazoa; Chordata; Actinopteri; Salmoniformes; Salmonidae. The record is from RefSeq and is a predicted model, not a curated record. Gene Ontology annotation, molecular function: protein binding; ubiquitin protein ligase activity; zinc ion binding. Gene Ontology annotation, biological process: protein ubiquitination. The transcript is spliced from 6 exons. Gene Ontology annotation, cellular component: cytoplasm.